This is a messenger RNA of Acanthosepion pharaonis, 1254 nucleotides long. The record is from the annotation of a GenBank genome assembly. NCBI's taxonomy places the organism in Eukaryota, Metazoa, Mollusca, Cephalopoda, Sepiida, Sepiidae.
AUGUAUCAUCGUUCCUUUUUUCUUUGUAUCUUUCUUUCUUUCCAUUGUUUGAAUUAUUAUUUAAUUUUCCUGUCAAUUCUUUCUUUCUUUCUUUCUUUCUUUCUUUCUUUCUUUCUUUCUUUCUGUUACCUUAGUAGUUUAUUGAUUCAUAAUCCUGUCGUUUUAGUUCAUAGUUUCAUAAUCCUUUCUUACUUUCUUUCUUUAUUUCUUUCUUUCAUUAUUCUAAAUGUACUUCUUCGUCUCUCGUCUAUUCUUUCUUUCUUUCUUUCUUUCUUUCUUUCUUUCUUUCUUUCUUUCUUUCUGUUACCUUAUCCAAAUCUACUUUUAAGCCUCCUUCAAUUUCUUUCUUUCUUUCUUUCUUUCUUUCUUUCUUUUCUUUCUUUCUUUCUUUCUUUCUUUCUUUACAUCUAUCUAUCUAUCUAUCUAUCUAUCUAUCUAUCUAUAUAUAUAUAUAUGUAUAUAUAUAACAUAUUCAUUCUAUUCAACUCUCUCUUUCUUUCUCUCUCUCUCUCUCUCUCUCUCUCUCUCUCUCUCUCUCUCUCUCAAGUGUUUCCGAAAAUCGUUACUAUCUGCGAUACAACACGCAUUUUCCUCUUCUUCUUCUUCUCUUCCACCUCUCCUCCUCCUUCUUCCUCUUCUCUUCAUCCUCCUCCUUCUUCUCUUCUUCUUCCCUUCCUCCUCCUCAUCUUCUUUCUUCUGCUUCUUCUUUUUCUUAUUCUCCUCUUCUUCCCUUCCUCCUCCUCCUCCUGUUCUUUUUCUCUGCCUUUCUAUUCUUCUUCUUCUUCUUCUUCUUCAUUUUUCCUUCUACUUCUACUUUCUCCCUCCUCUUCUUUUUUAUCUCCCCAUACCCUUUUUCUUCUGCUUUUUCUCCUCCUCUUCGUCUAUCCCUCUCCUAUCCUCCUCCUUAUUUUCUCCACUUCCCUCUCCUUCUUCUUCUUCUUCUUCUUCUUCUUCUCUUCCACCUUCCCUUCUUCUUCUUCUCUUCAUCCUCCCCCUUCUCUUCUUAUUUCCUUCCUCCUCCUCAUCUUUUUUCUUCUGCUUCUACGCUUUCCCAUUCUCUUUUUCUUCUUCCCUUCCUCCUCCUCGUCUUCUUUUUCUUUUCUCUGCCUUCCCAUUCUUCUUCCUCCCUAUUCGCUUCCUCCUCUUCUUUUUUACUCUCGCUACCUUUUUUCUUCUGCUUUUCCUCCUCCUCUUCUUCUUCUCUCCCUCUCCUCUUCUACACUCUCCUUCAAAUUAACACUCAGGUUAAUCUAG